AUGUCCGAGCCCAAGUACCGUGAGUGGAUUCUGGACACAAUCGACUCACUGCGGUCGCGGAAAGCUCGCCCGGAUUUGGAGAGGAUUUGUCGAAUGGUCCGGAGACGACAUGGGUCCGAACCAGACCGAACCUGUGCUGAACUAGAAAAACUGAUUCAAGAGCAAACCGUGCUGAAAGUUAACUACAAGGGCUCCAUCUCGUACAGGAACGCCGCCAAGGUGCAGCGUAGGAGCAGAAAAAAGGACGAUGUAGUAACGACGGCUGGGAGAAGGAGCGCGGCAGAGGAAGCCAGUCACUCAGACUUGAGCAACGGGGACAGUGCUGCUGGUCCUGCUGACCAAGAUGACGAGGAUCUGGAGGCCGAUGCUUCCAUGGCGAUGGACAGUGACAGUAAUGUGGACGAGGCAGAUGAGAGCCGCGAUGGGCAGGAUGGACACUUCUCUACUGUAGCCUCAGUCUCCUCCACCCCUGUGCACUGCCCCCUGGAGCGCGCCGUGUCCGCACCGUGCUCCCCCUCUGGCUCGCGGCCUGUCCCGGGACACAGCUCUGCUUUGGACGCGGUCACUUUGCAGAAGGAUGGCGUGAGGCCCAGCUCCUUGCCUCCCUCCAGCCCCACGGCCCUCACACACAAUGACUGGGUUUAUGAUUCAACUGUCUGUUCAGUGGAGCGCCAGCACCCAGGAAUGCACAAAGACAAAGCGGGGAUCACAAAACCCGUGACGGCAUCUGUAGUGAACAGCGCUUUGAAAGUGAAGAGAGAAGAGAGCUGCAAGGCGGUGGAGGGCCCCGUAACACUGGACCAGUGUGUGCCAGACUAUGCUGCGCGGCCGCAUCAAGAAGAGCCAAGAAAUGUAUCCAACGGACGGCCCAUGACACUCCCUCUGCUUACUGAAAAUGGUACACAAUUUGCCAAGAAAAAGGAUACCGGCACUCCGGUGCCAGUGGAAAGUCAUGUAAACGGGGGAAGCAAUGAUGAUAUUUCAGUGAAGAAGGAGACGAUGAACCCAAAUCUGUUGCAGUGGACUGUGGCUGAUGUGGCCAGUUACUUCUCUGAUGCAGGCUUCCCAGAGCAGGCCAUGGCCUUUCGAUCGCAGGAAAUUGAUGGCAAAUCCCUCCUCCUGAUGCAGCGCAGCGAUGUAUUGACUGGUUUAUCCAUCCGUCUGGGUCCUGCUCUCAAAAUCUACGAGCGCCACGUCAAGGUGCUACAGAGGACACACUUUCUGGAGUUUGAUGAUCUUUGA
Knipowitschia caucasica is the source of this 1242-nucleotide messenger RNA. The record is from the annotation of a GenBank genome assembly. Lineage: Eukaryota; Metazoa; Chordata; Actinopteri; Gobiiformes; Gobiidae.